AAUCAGUGAUAAGAUAUGAGAAGUCCGUUCUAAGAAAAGAUACAAACAUUACACAAGCCGAGCAAUUGGUCAUUGAAAAUCAAAUCCAAGGCGCCAGCAAUGAUCGUCGCACUGAGUUUGGCCUGCCUGAUUCUGGGUGGCAUUUCGAAAGUGCUUUCGGUUCAAAUGUGCUGCAGCGCGAACUCGGUGCUAUUCAAAUACCACGGACCGGACAGUGCGGAAAUCUUCGAGUGCGCUUCGGCGGAAAGGAACCUCAAAGAGUUUCCGGAUCUAACCCAAGUGAUAGGCAAACUGAUAGCCCCCAGAGGCCUUGGGCUGGAGGCACCCAAUGAGUCAAGCCACCGCCUGAAGCUAUCGAAGUGCAGAAACCUCACGAGCCUGGGGCUAAGUGGUCUGAGUGAAAGUAGCUUGUAUCUGGGGAAUAACUCGUGCAUUGGGCUGCUAAACAGACGUCUCAUCGUUUUAUCUUGCGAAUUCGAAAAGAAUGUGCCGCCUCAAAGUGUUGGAUUUGUAAACAAGUGCUGCCCACAGGGAUUUAUUUACGCUUCCGAAAAUAAUACAUGCACACUUGGCGCAAACGAUUUCUUUGUUUACUCUUCUAUCAUCAGCAGCCCAAUUAUAUUUUUUGAUAACGCCCCAAACUGUUCGGCCGGCAGAGCCCUGGUGGAGUACACGGUGUCCUCGGAGAGGGUGCAGUUCAUAAACAACUCCCUGGUUUGGAGGGAUGGCUCCAAUAGUCUGCCAGCCGCCAAGUUUUGCAUCGAAGCCAUUUACGAAUCGUUUGCCUCGGAGAGAGGAAAGGUUUCGGAGCAAAAGUAUCUUGUUCGGGCAUGUCAAGAACCCAAAAUCUGCCAAAAGGUUCCGUGUAUUCGACGCUGCUGUGCCGAGGGUGAGAUGUAUGCGAAGAGAAAUACCAGCACCUACUGCAAGAAGGAUGGCGCCGAAAUGAGGUUCGAGGGGUUCCAGAACCUCAAUAUAAACGCCAAUUUCUCAAAACCAUCGGAUUUCGGACUGGUGCAUGGCCUGCAGUGUCAGAAGUUUCGUUUGGAUCCCGAUAACUUUCCAGAUGAUGCGCAUACCAUAAGUCCUUCUAAUGGAUCGCUGCUGAUACACAACACUUUGAAAAUGUACGCAAACAAUCAGUACUGCGUGGAGAGGGUCAGACCCCAUCAAAAGCUUUACACCUUUCUUUGUUUUGACACCAAGGUAGUGGGCAGCGACCGCAUUCGCUUCAAGAUGUAUCCCAUCGGUCUUCUCAUAUCUUGUUGCUUCUACGCACUCACCUUGAUUGUUUAUAUAUCAAUUGCCAAACUACGGAAUCUUCCUGGAAAAAUUCUUAUUUGCCUUGUAAGCAGCUUGUUUUCGGCCUAUCUGGGAAUUGCCCUGGGCCAGUUGAAGCCCACCUCGAAUGACGACAUCUGCUUCUUCUCUGGCUUUUUCGUGUACUUUUGUUUAAUGGCUGCGUUUUCCUGGAUGAAUAUCACUUCCUUUGACAUAUGGAAAACAUUCGGAUCAACAAAAAUUAAAAGCUGCGAAAAAAGUGACCUGAGAAGACAGUUUAUUUGGUAUUCUUGCUAUGGCUGGGGACUACCAACUCUGCUGACGACCAUCACCAUAGCAUUUACCAAAUCCGAUAUCCUACCUGAUGUGGUUAGACCCAAUUUCGGACACGGUCGUUGCUGGUUUACAUAUGAUUCUUUUGGAUCUGCAAGCCUAUUAUUCUUUUCGGGACCUGUGGGAAUUCUUUUCAUUUUCAACUUGGUCCUGUUCGUGCUUACCAUGAAAUAUUGCAACAAAGUGAAGAACGAAAUCUACAAGAUGCAGAGCCUAAACAGCGAAAAGCCAGUGCUGAAAAGGCGAUUCUUCCAGGACAAAACCAGAUUUGUUAUGAACACAAAACUGUGCUUUGUCAUGGGCAUUACAUGGCUCUUGGAGCUAGUGAGCAUUUUGUUUUACGAUCAUAAGACAACCUUUUUCUGGACCAUCAGCGAUUCGUUCAAUGUGCUACUGGGAAUAUUUGUUUUCAUCAUCUUUGUUUUCAAACGGAGAAUUUAUAAUGAGAUUUUGGUGAAGUUCGGAUUGCAGUCCAGCCCCAGCACUGCUUCGACUAGGAAUCGCCUGGGCUUGACGAAAUCAUAUGCCCCAACUAGCACAGCCAUGACAACGCUUCGAUCCUCUCCAGGCAGUUGCGAAGUGGCACGAAAAACAUCAGCGAAAUCCGAAAACGAAGUUAUGCUUUAGUUGGUAAACCUAAUUAUUAACUAUUUAUAAUUUAUAGAGCCUUAUGAAACUAGUCCCUCAGGUUAAACAUUAUUAAUAAUGUCUAAUUUAGCUGUGAACCGAAAUAUUAAGUUUAUAAGUAAUCUUUAUUUUGUUAUACUUCUUAUACAUUACAAUCAAUGUGGCGAAAACAUGACUCCAUUAAAUAUUUUUCUUUUCU
Drosophila biarmipes is the source of this 2440-nucleotide messenger RNA. It is a transcript of the gene mthl15, whose product is annotated as probable G-protein coupled receptor Mth-like 3. Gene Ontology annotation, molecular function: G protein-coupled receptor activity. NCBI's taxonomy places the organism in Eukaryota, Metazoa, Arthropoda, Insecta, Diptera, Drosophilidae. The coding region runs from base 100 to 2241 and encodes 713 amino acids. Gene Ontology annotation, biological process: cell surface receptor signaling pathway; G protein-coupled receptor signaling pathway. The record is from RefSeq and is a predicted model, not a curated record. Gene Ontology annotation, cellular component: membrane. The transcript has 7 exons.